UCUUCCUCCAUUAUAAUUCCAAGCUCAGAACUAUUAAAUUAGUUCAUUCCACAGAUUACCAAGCUCAGCAUUUUAAACUGAGCUUGGAUCCAUCUACUUAUUACUGAUUGUCUGCCCGUGUGUCCCCUUGCUGGCUGAACUCCAGACAAUGGAAGCUCUACUCUCUGCAAGAGGUUUCCUUCCUCUUAUUAUUUUAUUUUGUGUGAUUUCCUCACUUAGGGAUGGCAAUGCAGCUAGAUUAAUGGGCAAGGGGCUUAGUGACCAGAAGUUGGACAAUUCUUCUUCAGACAAAAGUACUCCAACAUUCAAUGUGCAAUCAUAUGGUGCUGUGGGCGAUGGAGUUACGGACGAUACAGAGGCAUUUCAAUCCGCAUGGAAGGCUGCAUGUGAAGUGGAAUCUGCAUCUGCAGUGCUUGAGGUUCCUCAAGGAUACUCUUUCAUGAUUCAAUCUCUGAUGUUCUCAGGGCCUUGCAAAUGUGGGCUUACAUUUCAGGUGGAUGGAGUUCUGCUUGCCCCCGAUGGGCCCAAGUCUUGGAAUAAACAGAACAGUGAAAAUCAAUGGCUUAUUUUCUAUAAGCUGCAAGACUUUACUCUUCAAGGACAAGGCAUCAUUGAGGGGAAUGGAGAAAAGUGGUGGGAACUUCCGUGCAAGCCACACAGAGGGCCAAACGGGACAACAUUAAAAGGGCCUUGCCUGAGCCCUACGGCUAUAAGAUUCUUUGACAGUAGCGGUAUAACUCUGAGAGGCUUGACGAUCAGAAACAGCCCACAGUUUCAUUUGAGGUUCGACGGCUGUAAAUCGGUGCUGAUCGACAACAUAGUAAUCAACUCUCCUGCUUUGAGUCCCAACACGGAUGGUAUUCAUGUCUCUGGCACACAGUUUGUAGGGAUAUACAACUCUCUUAUCUCCAAUGGUGAUGACUGCAUAUCGAUUGUUUCUGGUGGUGCCAAUGUAGACAUACAGAAUGUGACAUGUGCACAUAGUCACGGGAUCAGCAUUGGAGGACUGGGAAAUCACGAUUCACAGGCCUGCGUUACCAACAUAAGCGUGAGUGACGUGGUGCUCAGGAACUCAGACAAUGGCCUCCGAAUAAAAACCUGGCAGGGCGGGCAUGGAUCAGUGUCGGGCGUGAGCUUCGACAACGUGUACGUAGACAAUGUCAGAAACCCAAUAAUAAUCGAUCAGUAUUACUGUUUUACCAAAGGAUGCCACAACAAAACAAAUGCAGUGUUCGUGUCCAACGUAGAUUACAGUAACAUCCGUGGAACUUACGACGUAAGAAGCCCUGCCAUGCACUUUGCAUGCAGUGACAGUAUUCCCUGUACGAACAUAACUCUAGCCGAUAUUCAUCUGGUUCCAGCGGAGGGUCAGAUGAUGGCGAGUCCCUUCUGCUGGAAUGCCUAUGGGGCAACCCAAACUCUCAUUGUUCCUCCCCUCACAUGUCUUCUGGAGGGCCAGCCGCAGUCUAUAAUUCAGGGCAGUAGUGAUGCUUGUUCUUAUUGACCACUCUGCCUGCUUUUUUUCCUUCUUUUUCUCUCUCUUUUCCCAUGCUUUUUUACUGUCGCUCAGAUCUGGAUUCCGGCGCCGUUGAGGUAGCACGAGAAUCUUUUUAGUCUUCACGCUCUGUAAAUUUUCAUAAUUUGAAAUAUCUUGGAGUUUGUAUAA
Messenger RNA from Cryptomeria japonica (Japanese cedar), 1666 nucleotides. RefSeq names its product polygalacturonase At1g48100. The record is from RefSeq and is a predicted model, not a curated record. Lineage: Eukaryota; Viridiplantae; Streptophyta; Pinopsida; Cupressales; Cupressaceae. The transcript has 8 exons. Gene Ontology annotation, biological process: carbohydrate metabolic process. Gene Ontology annotation, molecular function: polygalacturonase activity. Bases 149 to 1504 code for a protein of 451 amino acids.